CCUAAUGAAACACCACCCGAGCCUUCCUUCAAUGCCGGAGAAUAUGUUCUCGGCUCCUCUACCUUCGAAUAGUACUACGCCUCGACCGACAUAUCGACAAUCUGCAUCAUCCUCAAGUUUCGGCGUUGAUCCUCCACGGCCUCCUCGCGACGGGUUCGAGUAGGUCUGGUUCCCUCAAGGAUACUGGGCAGAACGCCAACUUAUGGUACCACGGAAGAGCACUUCUAGGAAAAGCUUCUUCAAGUGGAGGAAUCGCUUGACAAAGUCCGCCAGUGAAUCAGACGUUCGAGACCUCUCAUUCGCAUCUCCUUUAACAUCCCUUUCAGCGCCACUUAACUUCCAG
Fusarium redolens is the source of this 343-nucleotide messenger RNA. RefSeq lists its product as uncharacterized. NCBI's taxonomy places the organism in Eukaryota, Fungi, Ascomycota, Sordariomycetes, Hypocreales, Nectriaceae. The transcript has a single exon. The coding region runs from base 5 to 163 and encodes 52 amino acids. The record is from RefSeq and is a predicted model, not a curated record.